Messenger RNA from Sinocyclocheilus grahami, 607 nucleotides. RefSeq names its product protein FAM149A-like. Lineage: Eukaryota; Metazoa; Chordata; Actinopteri; Cypriniformes; Cyprinidae. The record is from RefSeq and is a predicted model, not a curated record. The transcript has 4 exons. The annotation marks the transcript as partial.
GGAAGAGGAGGAGGUGGAUCAGAGGAAGUCUUCAUCCGUGGCCCCCAGGGGUGGAGUCCCCCCAGUUUCCCCUCAUGCAUGCAUCCGUGAUGCAGUUGCAGAUGAGCUGUUUGAUGACACAUGGAGGGAGGUGGUGGGCCUUCUGGAGGAGCUCUUACACAAGUACUGGGAGAAGCAGCUCCCGGAUGGAGCAAUGCAGAGGAGGACAUUAGAGAGCUCCAGUCAAGCGCCUUCAUCUCAACUCCCAGUUAAAGGACAUCAUCUUCUGUUGUCCAGAGGUUCCAGCAGCAGAACCACAUUCCUGUCAACAUGCAGCAAUAAUGUACAGGUCUCAAGUGCCUACAAGAUUAAUUUAAACGGUGUUAUGACAAUCCAAGCAAAGCCACUGCAACAGAGACAUCAGGGAUUUAGUGAGAGAGCCCUGUAUGACCCAGAUGAUGGAGCGAGCAUGUUGAUGUGUGUGAAGACUCAGGCUCUGAGAGGGUCCGGUAUACUCAUACAGAAACCCGCAGCCCAGCGCAGACUCCCCAGACUCAGUGGCAGGGUUCGAAUGUUCCACAACCUCACAGGAAACGGAAGCCAAAUCUUACGAGGAACUAGACUGUGA